Messenger RNA from Pomacea canaliculata, 4188 nucleotides. Its product is annotated as molybdenum cofactor sulfurase-like. Gene Ontology annotation, molecular function: pyridoxal phosphate binding; catalytic activity; molybdenum ion binding. Lineage: Eukaryota; Metazoa; Mollusca; Gastropoda; Architaenioglossa; Ampullariidae. The record is from RefSeq and is a predicted model, not a curated record.
UCAGAGGUCAACUGUGUCAUGUGACUGAGUCAACAUGGCAGACGACACGAUAACAGACGACAGAUCUUGAGUCGAGUCUGUCAAUUAUUUUGGUGUCUCUUAUCUGAGUAAGAGGAGGUCUGCACAAUCGAUAUGGACACAGCGGAGCUGUACAACUAUGCAGUUGAGGAAAUCAGGUCAAGAGAUUUUCCAACGCUUGCAGGACUGACCUACGUGGACCAUGCUGGAGCCACACUGUACGCCAAGAGCCAGAUGACUGCAGUCCACGAGGACCUGGUCUCGCAUCUGUACGGAAACCCACACAGUUCGUCAGCUUCCAGCCGCUUCUGUACAGACGCCAUUGACCAGACCAGAUUCAGAAUCCUUCGUUUCUUCAACACGGAUCCUGACACGUACAGCGUGGUCUUCACGAGCGGCUGCACAGGUGCGCUGAAACUCGUCGCCGAGACCUUUAACUUCUCCAGGCCACGGCAAGCCCUCGCAGGGCGGCGACACAGCCGAGGGAAACCUGGGAGAUGCGAACCACCAAGCGGAACCUCUCGCUACCGCUCAGACUACUGCGUCACGUGUUCAUGACCGUUCGGCUUCAGGUGGGAACAAGGAAUUCGCUGCAGAAAACCAUAAAAAGAAACAGCUUCAAGGCAGGAGCAAGGAAUAUGUUCUCCUGAAAGAGACUCCGGAAGGAGGAGAGAAGCAAGGCUACUUUUGCUACUUGCAGGACAAUCACACUUCGGUACAGGGCAUGCGCGAACUGGCAGCGGCCGGCAGGUGUCGGGGCAUUCUGUGUCUGACGGAAGCGGAAGUUCAGCAAGGCCUGGCGGACGAAAGCCUCGUCUGGGGAUCACUCGAGGCGCCCUCUGCCGGCGGAAGCAGCCUCUUCGUCUUCCCAGGCCAGUCCAACUACUCCGGAAGGAAAUACCCGCUGGAGUGGGUGGGAUGGGCGCAGAAGGGGGAUCUGGCCUUCCAGAGAAGCCUGGUGGCUGAGAAAUGGUUUGUGGUUCUAGAUGCCGCCUGCCUCGUCUCGACCAGUCCUCUCGACCUGUCGCUUGUCCGGCCCGACUUCGUGACAUUGUCCUUCUACAAAAUGUUCGGCUUCCCAACCGGUCUGGGAGCGUUGCUCGUUCGAAACUCGAGUGCCUGGGUGUUGGAGAAGAAGUAUUUCGGAGGAGGGACAGUGGCAGCCAGCUCAGCCCGAGAGAGGUUUUGCGUCCUUCGAGCAGGCGUUUGCGACAGAUUUGAAGACGGCACGUUGCCCUAUCUGGACAUCAUCGCCUACCAUGGCUUCAGGGCCCUCGACAGUUUAGGAGGUGGAAUGGAGGCAAUCUCCGCACACACAUUCACUAUUGCCCACUUCUUCGCAACCAACCUAAGCAGGCUUCACCAUAGUAACGGUACCGCCAUCGCGGAAAUUUAUUCGGCGGAUGGAUUCCAGGACAGAAGCAAGCAAGGUGCCAUCGUCAACUUUAACCUCAGGCGAGCUAACGGGGACUACAUUGGCUUCGCGGAGGUGGACAAGCUGGCGCAGCUGCACGACAUCCACCUGAGGACCGGGUGCUUCUGCAAUAUCGGCGCGUGUCAGAUGUUUCUCAACAUCACCUCGGAGACUAUUCAAGACAACCUCAAGGCGGGUCACGUGUGUGGCGAUGACGUGGAUUUAGUCAACGGACGUCCCACCGGAUCAGUCCGCGUUUCCUUUGGCUACAUGUCUUCGCUGACGGAUGCUAUCCGCUGUCUCAACUUCAUGGUCGACUGCUUUCUGGACACGAGUGGUUGCCCUAUGCCAGUGAUUACCUUCCCCGACUGGUACCUGCUGAGUCAGAUGCCAGACAAAGGACGAGCCCUCACGAGUGCCUUGACGGAGGGAAGUGUCCACCUGCAAGGUAACAACUUAAAGGAAGUUUGGAAGACUCUAAGACAAAAUGGCGGCGCCUUGAAAACCAGCGACUUUCCAGUCGUUUCUCGACCUCUGCCGGAACAUUCUGCUGACAUGGCAUGUUCUGAAAAAGUCCGUCGGCUGACCGACAUUUUUCUGUAUCCCAUCAAAUCCUGUGGAGCCUUCAGGGUAAGUGAGUGGCAGACUGGCCCGCGAGGCCUGCUGUAUGACAGGACCUGGAUGGUGGUGAGCGACAACGGCAUCGCCCUGGGACAGAAGCGAGAACCGCGCCUGUGCUUGCUUGCCCCUGUCAUCCACCUUGAUAGCGGCAAGCUGGAGUUGUCUUUCCCUGGGACGGAGUCGUGCUACAUAGGUCUGGACACGUAUGAAACAGAUGAGGUGAACAAUACCAGUAUCUGCACCAACAAAAUUUGCAACGACAAAGUGAACACAGUGGACUGCGGAGAAGCGGUGGCGCAGUGGCUGUGUGAGACGUUGGAAAGACCGGGGCUGCGUCUGUUGCGGCAACUGCACGAUGACAGUCGACACAGCAAACGCAAGGACGUGGCAGCAGGAGAUACAGCGCCGGACGCGGCCACGUCACCUGGACUGUCGUUGGCCAACGAGGCGCAGUUCCUGCUGAUUUCUAGAGAGAGCGUGCGGUCACUGCAAAAGAAGCUUGUCGAGCAGCAGGAUGACGAUCUUCGUGAGGUCAAAGGUCAGAAAAGCGGAGCUCAGGCUUUCAGUGAGCAGAACUUAGUACAACGCUUCAGGGCCAACCUGGUGAUUGACGGUGGUCUGCCCUUUGACGAGGAGUCGUGGACGUCUGUUUCUUGUGGUGAUGUUGCCCUCGUUAGUCAAGGGAAGUGCAGUCGCUGUGGAAUGGUCUGCUUGGACCAAAACACAGGGGAGAAAACAAGCGAGCCUUUGAGAACCUCGCAGCUUGGAGAGGCGGAAAGGUUUAUUUUGGUGUAUACCUGAGAUCAGCCGAAUCAGAUGUCGAGCAAGUUCUUCGUGUUGGCUCGGAAGUGUUUGUCGCCUGAACACCUCAUCACAGACUUCAGUGUCCAUUUUCGGAGAGCUGACAAUCGCCGUUGUUCUCAACCGUUUUGUGCCUUCAGAUAACCGCCAAAUAUCGCAGAUUACAAUUUUUUAUAGAAGUUUUGUACCUUCGAAUUCAAGAUUUGGAUUAUAUUUUUACCAUUAUGUGAGAUAUCAUCUAGUGAGGGUUUUUUUCCUCGUGGUUGAGUCACAUGACAGCGUUCUCUUGUAACGCAUUUGCGUGUAUCCUAUGCUAAAACAGACUUUCUUUCUCUGUUCUUUCGUGAUCACGUGCGCACCCGGGCAUUCAUAUAUAAUAUUGCAUGCACGUGUGUAAUCGAGCCAGUAUGUGAUGUACUUUAUACUUGUGAUGAAAUCUGAUUUUAUCUUUUUUACAACCAAAAUUUAAAAUUUGUUUAAAGAUCUGGCAUUGACUGCAGGUUAUUGAAGCAUUUGCUAGUUUUUCUAGCUUGUGAUCCGCAUUUUUGUACUUUCUGUCUCUUGCUCAAAUAAUUAUGAGAAAUUUGUCGACAGUGACUCCACCUCUUUUAUUUAUAUAUUUAUAUAAAAUUUAUUUACAAUGAACGUUUCGAAGCCUGAUUUUACUGUAACUGAUUCUGUUCUGUAUUCCGCGAUAAGUGCCACCGGAAACAGGGUUUAUAAAUGUAGAUCACCGAUGUCUGUAACACUUGAGGCAGGGACUGUUGUGUGUCCAUUUGACUUUUAGGUCGCAUGUACGUGGAUAUUUGUAUACUAGAUAUAAGUUGGAAAUAAGUCCGCUGUAAGUUUUCCUCGAGAUUACAAUAGUACCAGGGAGUUUUAUCGUGUGUUGAAAGAGCGACUACUGUGUAGGCAGCAUAAUCCCCAUGUUCUUGCUUUUGCAAGCGUGUUAAAUAUAGCAAAUAGAGUAAAAUAUCCAAGAUAAAAUUUUUAUAAACAUAUGACUUGAAGAGAUAAAUAUCGUUGGUCACGAGUUUUGACAACAAACCUUUUCUUACUAUUUUCAUGCAGUCUUUCACGCAGGAGUGAUACAGGUGUUUGGUUUUGUUGGCAUGUGCUGUUAUCUCCCUUUUCACUACAUUUUCUUACAUUCCUUUCAUUUUUCUUGUCUUUCUUUUUGUUUCUUCUUCUCCCCGGUGUUUAUGAGUAGGCAUCUUAAUAGUGAUAAUGAUACACUUUUACUUAAUGACUAUUAUUAUGCAUAUCUGUGACAAGGACAUCGAAUAAAGUAUGUGUAGCAUCAGUGCCAGUAAAAUAAAAUAUGAAUCUUCUUA